AGCUUGGAAUAAAAGCGAAGACGAAGUGGUCAACGCCUGGUGGCUAUUGCAAAAUAUUUGAAGACGAGAAUCUAACCAUCAGAUGGUAUACAGACAGCUUCUCUCUUACGAUUAAUGGUGAGGAUAGCAGUCGGAGAAUGGAUAAACUUGCUCUGCUGGCUAGUGAAGAAUCCGCAACGGCUGAAGUAAAUAAAGAAAGAUCUCUCUCAACCGGCGAAAAAUUUGAAAAUGGCGCGGACGUCGAAAACGAAGACGACAAUGACGACGGCACGCUCGAGCGAAGUACCAAUGGUGAAGAAUGCUUUUCGACAAAUUCUAAUGACCCAAUCAAUACAGACUCAAUCAUUGAGCAAGUGGAUAACAAAAUUCUUAAUUUAAAGAAAGAGUUUACGUUAAAGAUAUGCGAAUUAAAUCAACAAAUUUCUGAGCUAAAAGCAAACGACACGCGAAGUCUAUCUCAAGAUAAAACUAUUGUCGAUCUGAAACGCGAAGAGCAGCAAUUAAAAGAUGAGAAUCGUGAUGUAAGUGAAAAUGUUUUGAAUCUAUCCCUCAUCGUAUCAGACAUAAAGACCAAACUUAAGGAGUACCAAA
Messenger RNA from Paramuricea clavata, 591 nucleotides. The record is from the annotation of a GenBank genome assembly. Lineage: Eukaryota; Metazoa; Cnidaria; Anthozoa; Malacalcyonacea; Plexauridae.